GAUUGAGAAUUAGAGAGAGAGAGAGAGAGAGAGAGAACUAGAGAACGAUCUAAUACAAAAUAUAUAACUAAUGAUUGGAUGGGAAAAUGGAACAUCUUCUGGGCCAGAAACUUUUUUGUAGUAUUUGAAUCCAAAAUCAAAGCAAACACCCGUCCCUCUUAAACCAGCAGAGAGGCGUGCAUGAUAAGAGAGGAAGAAGAUGACGACACCGCCCACCUCCCUGGCUCGGGCGAUGGAGCUGCUCCGCCACCCCAACCUCUCCCUCUCCCUCUCCGCCUUCUCCGACCUCUCCGAGCUCAAACGCGCCCACGCCCGCGCCCUCGUCUCCGGCCUCUCCGCCGACCCCUUCGCCUUCGCCCGCCUCCUCGCCUCCGCCGCCCUCUCCCCCGCCUCCGGCGACCUCCCCUACGCCGCCGCCCUCUUCCGCGCCUUCCCCUCCCCCACCCUCUUCAUGUUCAACACCAUGAUCCGGGCCCUCUCCGGCCGCCCCGACCCCGCCGACUCCCUCCGCCUCUACGUCCGGAUGCUCCGCUCCGGCCUCUCCCCCGACCGCCUCACGCUCCCCUUCCUCAUCCGCUCCUGCCGCGUCCUCGCCCUCCCCCGCCUCGGCCGCGGCCUCCACGCCCACGCGGCGCGGCUCGGGCUCGAUUCGGACGUCUACGUUGUGAACAAUGCCAUCACCAUGUACUCCGGCUCGGGGGACAUGGCCUCCGCCCGCCGCCUGUUCGACGAAAAUGCUGAUGUCGUCGACGUCGUCUCGUGGACGGCGAUGGUCACCGGGCACGCCAACUGCGGAGUAUUGCAGCAGGCCCGGCGGUUCUUCGACCGGAUGCCGAGCAGGAACUUGGUCUCUUGGAAUGCGAUGAUUUCCGGCUACGCGCGAUCCGGGAAGUCCCACAAGGCACGGGAGUUGUUCGGUAGAAUGCCCCAAAGAGACGUCGCUUCGUGGAGCGCCAUGGUGUCGGGGUUCGCCCAGUCCGGGCUGUGCGAAGAAGCUCUAGCGGUUUUCAAAGAGAUGAUCGAUAAGGAGGUAACACCGAACGAGGCGACUUUGGUUAGCGCUGUGUCGGCCUGUGCGCAGCUGCGAGCGUUAGAGGAAGGCGAAUGGAUUCAUAGCUGCAUAAAGGAGCACAGGGCGGAGAUGAGUGUGAUCCUCGCGACGGCGCUCGUCGACAUGUACGGCAAGUGCGGGAGCAUAGCUAAAGCCCUCGAGGUGUUCAGCGAAAUGCCCGUGAAGAACGUCUACUCGUUCAACUCGAUGAUCGCCGGCCUAGCCAUGAACGGCUCUGAGAGGCAAGCUCUCACCCUCUUCUGGAAGAUGCAGUUGACGGGUCAGCAUCCGAAUGCCAUAACGUUCAUCGGCUUAUUGAGCGCAUGUAGCCACUCCGGCCUCAUCGACGAGGGGCGGUGGCUGUUCGAGAAGAUGAUUCGAGAUUACAACAUCAGGCCUCUUCCCGAGCACUACGGUUGCAUGGUUGAUCUCUUAGGCCGGGCCGGGUUGGUGAAAGAAGCCGUGGAGUUCGUGGACCAAAUGCCGGCGGAGCCCCACCCCGGUCUAUGGGGAGCUCUAGCGGGGGCAUGUAAGAUCCACGGAGAGGUCGAGCUCGGAGAGGAAGUCGCGAAAAGGCUAAUCGAGUUGGAGCCGAAUCACGGGGGGAGGUACAUUCUCUUGGCUAACAUCUAUGCGGCUGCUAAGAGGUGGGAUGAUAUGGCCAUGGUGCGGAAACUGUUGAAGGAAAGGAAGGUCUCAAAGGGCACAGGGAACAGUGCAGUUGAGGCAUUGCCAUAAUAGAAUUAAGCUCAUUGAACAAGCUCCUCCUCGUCGUCGGCAUCGCCGU
This is a messenger RNA of Ananas comosus (pineapple), 1838 nucleotides long. RefSeq names its product pentatricopeptide repeat-containing protein At5g66520-like. Gene Ontology annotation, biological process: RNA modification. NCBI's taxonomy places the organism in Eukaryota, Viridiplantae, Streptophyta, Magnoliopsida, Poales, Bromeliaceae. The coding region runs from base 200 to 1789 and encodes 529 amino acids. The record is from RefSeq and is a predicted model, not a curated record. The transcript has a single exon. Gene Ontology annotation, molecular function: protein binding; RNA binding.